AUGGCUCUCAGCAAGCUACCGGAAUUCGCUCCCGGCAGCGGCAGCUUCGACGUGUUCGUCGAAAGAUUCGAGCUCUACACCACAGUCAAUGAGAUCGUCGAGGCCAAGAAACUACAUCUGUUCUUGAGCGCCAUCAGAGAAGAAGCAUACGUGACGCUCCGAAGUCUGCUACUACCUAAGACACCGAGCACGUCGUCAUACCCAGAAGUCGUGUCGGCGCUGAAGAAGCACUAUUCUCCGAGGCGGUCAGUGGUGAGUGAAAGAUACCAUUUCAACCAAAGGAAGCAAGCCUCUCAAGAAACUGUCACAGAAUUUGUGGCGCAGCUGAAGAAAUUGGCAUCAUUAUGUGACUUCGGCGCCUUUUUGGAACAAGCGCUUCGUGACCGCCUGAUAGCAGGCCUGCAUUCCGAAGCCAUACGUUGCCGGUUGCUGGCCAUGAGCGACAGCGAGCUCACCUGGGACUGCGUCUGCAACACCGCUACGGCCAUGGAGGCGGCAGCGAAAGACGCCGUGGAAAUGGUCGCGGAAAACACCGCCGAACAGUCAGCCCGCUGCAGUGACAUACAUUGGCAGAGCCAAUCAGCAGCGUUGCGUCGGAGUUCACAAAGUGGGGCAUGCACCGGCCACGGCUCCGGCAAUACAAAGACUUCGGUGACACGGACUAAGACUAUCUGUCAGCGAUGCGGUGGACAACACGCACCUGUAAGUUGUCCUUUUCUGAACAGCAGGUGUUAUAAAUGUCAAAAGAAGGGCCAUAUCGCGAAAAUGUGUAAAAGCAGGGUUGUACAUCAGCUAGAAGAGCAGCACUCGUCGGACACUGAACUGCUAACGCUUUGUCACACCGAUAACCGUUCGGGCAACCGUGCCAUUGCAAUAAAUGUAAGACUAAACGGCAAAGUGGUACCCAUGGAACUAGACACGGGAGCGGCAGUUUCUAUUAUGUCCAAAGCAGAGUGCGCGAAGUAUUUUCCUGGGGCAAAUUUCAGGCAAACAGAUGUCAGACUUGUUACAUAUAACGGUACACCCGUUGAUACCAAAGGUGUCAUUGACGUUGAAGUGCAAUACCACGAGCAGUGCUUUCAUUUGCCGCUAGUAAUUGCCAAAGAGACGAAAUGUGCAAGAAUGCCUACGUUGUUUGGCCGUAACUGGAUGAAUAAAAUCAAAAUCCGAUGGCAUGAAGUUAUGCAAGUGAAGGCACUGACAAAAAAAAAAACUCCCUUGACUGACAAAUACCGCGAAGUGUUUGAGCCGGGUUACGGAGCGAUAAGAGGGUUCAAGGCGAGCAUUGUUGUUAAAGAAAACGCGUCACCUGUAUUCUGUAAGGCGCGAUCAGUGCCGUAUGCGCUACGCGAACAAGUCGAGCAGGAAUUGGCAAACUUGGAAAAAGCUGGAGUCAUUUACCGGGUGCAGCACAGUGCGUGGGCGACACCUCUGGUGAUCGUGCCCAAGAAAAAUGGCAAGGAGCUUCGGCUAUGUGGUGACUACCGUGUCACAGUAAAUCCUGCCAUUGAGGUAGACCAGUACCCGCUCCCUCUGCCAGAGGAUAUUUUUGCAACUUUACAUGGUGGAACUGUCUUUUCGGUUCUGGACUUGUCCAAGGCGUACUUACAGCUCGAAUUGGACGAGCGAGCACAAGAACUGCUCACUGUCAAUACCCACCUGGGGCUGUUCAGGUUCCGGCGCUUGCCAUACGGCGUAGCCUGUGCACCGGCGGUGUUCCAGGCCGUGAUGGAUCAGAUCCUACACGGCCUCUCAGGAACGGCCUGUUACUUAGAUGACGUUGUCAUCGCAGGCGCAGAUAGGAAGCAAUGCCAUGACAGGUUGGAGCAGGUGCUCAUACGCCUAAGAGAACAUGGCAUACGGGUCAACACUGAGAAGUGUAAGCUGUUCCAAGAACGAAUCAGAUACCUGGGUCAUGAAGUUGACCUGAAUGGGUUGCAUCCUACGGCGGAUAAAGUAGCUGCCAUCAAGCAGGCGCCAAAACCGGACAACGUGACUCAGCUCAAAGCCUUCUUGGGCUUGGUAAAUUACUACUCAAACUUUUUGCCAAAUCUGGCUACGGUUUUAGAGCCCCUGCAUAACUUGUUACGUCGAGAAGCAGCAUGGGAUUGGUCACGCCAAUGUGAUGAGGCAUUCAGAACCUGUAAGGAAAUGCUUACUAACGAAAAUGUGCUUGAGUUGUAUGAUGUCAACAAAGAAAUACAGCUAACGUGUGACGCCUCCGAGUAUGGUUUGGGAGCUGUUUUGUCGCAUGUUGUGGGCGGCACAGAGAAGCCAAUAGCAUUUGCGUCGUGA
Messenger RNA from Rhipicephalus microplus (southern cattle tick), 2295 nucleotides. RefSeq lists its product as uncharacterized. The record is from RefSeq and is a predicted model, not a curated record. Lineage: Eukaryota; Metazoa; Arthropoda; Arachnida; Ixodida; Ixodidae.